AUGGAUAGUGGCGAGUAUCGCGAAAGAGCAAGCAACACACUCAUCGACUGCAGAAAAGUCAUCUGGAUCCUCGCCACCAAUAAAGGCGACACAACAAUUUCCAAAUUCCACGCCAAACAUAUCGCGUGUCGGAAAGAUGAAGAUAUCCAUAAAAUCUCCAUUCAAUCACUCCAGCAAGAACUACGGAAACUCUUCACGACUCUCUACUCUCCAGCAGUAACAGGACGCAUCAACACAAUCAUCCCCUUUUUCCCUUCAGUCCCGGAGAACAAGCCACCGUCGCACACAAAUUUCUCCUGCAACUCCAUGAUCAAGUUCGUAAAGAUAUUGAUCUCAAAGCRCCUGUUUUAA
Messenger RNA from Ramularia collo-cygni, 351 nucleotides. RefSeq lists its product as uncharacterized. The transcript has 3 exons. Lineage: Eukaryota; Fungi; Ascomycota; Dothideomycetes; Mycosphaerellales; Mycosphaerellaceae. The record is from RefSeq and is a predicted model, not a curated record. The coding region runs from base 1 to 351 and encodes 116 amino acids.